Diceros bicornis minor is the source of this 4110-nucleotide messenger RNA. RefSeq names its product leucine rich repeat containing 8 VRAC subunit B (gene LRRC8B). The record is from RefSeq and is a predicted model, not a curated record. Gene Ontology annotation, molecular function: protein binding. The coding region runs from base 327 to 2738 and encodes 803 amino acids. NCBI's taxonomy places the organism in Eukaryota, Metazoa, Chordata, Mammalia, Perissodactyla, Rhinocerotidae. The transcript is spliced from 5 exons.
AAAGUGCGGGCGCGGGGCCGCCGCCGGCGCGCCCGGAGCGGCGCCGCACCCGGGGCUGCACACGCGCACGUAGGUCGGAACCGGGCGCCCUGGCUGCCCGAGCAGGAGCCGAGCCGACCCAGGUGGUGGAGGCGGAGGACCCGGAAUUUUUCAAAUAAAAACUAAUUGCAGAGUUUCCGGUUGUCCAGCAUUCAUAGGAAUGAAGACCAACACAGAGAUGGUGUGUCUAAGAAAUUUCAAAAGGUGUAGGCCUCCUGAUUGAAACAUAAUCUACUUACUGGAAUCAUUUUUUUCAUUAUAUUUCUAUACUCCAAUAAGGGAAAGUCAUGAUUACGCUAACAGAGCUAAAAUGUUUAGCAGACGCCCAGUCAUCUUAUCACAUCCUCAAGCCGUGGUGGGACGUCUUCUGGUAUUAUAUCACCCUGAUCAUGCUGCUGGUGGCCGUGCUGGCUGGAGCACUCCAGCUGACGCAGAGCAGGGUUCUGUGCUGUCUUCCAUGUAAGGUGGAAUUCGACAAUCACUGCGCCGUGCCUUGGGACAUCCUGAAAGCCAGCGUGAACAUGUCCUCUGAUCCUGGGACACCGCUUCCUCUGCCGGUCAGAAUCCAGAAUGACCUCCACCGCCAGCAGUACUCCUACAUUGAUGCUGUCUGUUACGAGAAACAGCUCCAUUGGUUUGCGAAGUUUUUCCCCUACCUGGUGCUCUUGCACACGCUCAUCUUUGCAGCCUGCAGCAACUUUUGGCUUCACUACCCCAGUACCAGUUCCAGGCUGGAGCAUUUUGUGGCCAUCCUACACAAGUGCUUCGAUUCUCCAUGGACCACCCGCGCCCUGUCAGAAACGGUGGCCGAGCAGUCCGUGAGGCCCCUGACACUCUCCAAGUCCAAGGUUUUACUUUCCUCCUCAGGGUGUUCAGCCGAUGUUGAUUCCAGGAAGCAGUCCUUACCCUACCCACAGCCUGGCUUGGAGUCAGCUGGCAUAGAAAGCCCAACUUCCAGUGUCCUGGACAAGAAGGAGGGCGAACAGGCCAAAGCCAUCUUUGAAAAAGUGAAAAGGUUCCGCAUGCACGUGGAGCAGAAGGACAUCAUUUAUAGAGUGUAUCUGAAACAGAUUAUAGUCAAAGUCAUUUUGUUUGUCCUCAUCAUAACUUAUGUUCCGUAUUUUUUAACCUACAUCACUCUUGAAAUUGACUGUUCAGUUGAUGUGCAGGCUUUUACAGGAUAUAAACGCUACCAGUGUGUCUACUCCUUGGCAGAAAUCUUUAAGGUCCUGGCUUCGUUUUAUGUCAUUUUGGUUAUACUUUAUGGUCUCACCUCCUCCUACAGCUUGUGGUGGAUGCUCAGGAGUUCCCUGAAGCAAUAUUCCUUUGAGGCGUUGAGAGAAAAAAGCAACUACAGUGAUAUUCCUGACGUCAAGAAUGACUUCGCCUUCAUCCUCCAUCUGGCUGAUCAGUAUGAUCCUCUUUAUUCCAAACGCUUCUCCAUAUUCCUGUCAGAGGUCAGUGAGAACAAACUGAAACAGAUCAACCUCAAUAACGAAUGGACGGUUGAGAAACUGAAAAGUAAGCUUGUGAAAAAUUCCCAGGACAAGAUAGAACUGCAUCUUUUUAUGCUAAACGGUCUUCCAGACAACGUCUUUGAGCUAACUGAAAUCGAAGUGCUAAGCCUGGAGCUUAUCCCUGAGGUCAAGCUGCCCCCAACAGUCUCCCAGCUGGUCAACCUCAAGGAGCUUCAUGUGUACCAUUCAUCUCUGGUGGUAGACCAUCCUGCACUAGCCUUUCUAGAGGAGAAUUUAAAAAUCCUCUGCCUAAAAUUUACUGAAAUGGGGAAAAUUCCACGCUGGGUAUUUCACCUGAAGAAUCUCAAGGAACUUUAUCUGUCGGGCUGUGUUCUACCUGAGCAGUUGAGUACCCUGCAGUUGGAGGGCUUUCAAAACUUAAAAAACCUGAGGACCCUUUACUUGAAGAGCAGCCUCUCCCGGAUCCCACAAGUCAUUACAGACCUCCUGCCUUCCCUGCAGAAGUUGUCCCUCGAUAAUGAGGGAAGCAAACUGGUUGUGUUGAACAAUUUGAAAAAGAUGGUCAAUCUAAAAAGCCUAGAGCUGAUCAGCUGCGACCUGGAACGCAUUCCACACUCCAUUUUCAGCCUGAACAAUUUGCAUGAGUUAGACCUAAAAGAAAAUAAUCUUAAAACUGUGGAAGAGAUCAUUAGCUUUCAGCAUCUUCAGAAUCUUUCCUGCUUAAAGUUGUGGCACAAUAACAUUGCUUAUAUUCCUGCCCAAAUUGGGGCAUUAUCUAAUCUAGAGCAGCUCUCUUUGGACCAUAAUAAUAUUGAGAAUCUGCCCCUGCAGCUUUUCCUAUGCACCAAACUACAUUAUUUGGAUCUAAGCUAUAACCACCUGACCUUCAUUCCAGAAGAAAUCCAGUAUCUGAGUAAUUUGCAGUACUUUGCUGUGACCAACAACAAUAUUGAGAUGCUACCAGAUGGGCUGUUUCAGUGCAAAAAGCUGCAGUGUUUACUUUUGGGGAAAAAUAGCCUGAUGAGUUUGUCCCCUCACGUGGGUGAGCUGUCGAACCUUACUCAUCUGGAGCUCAUUGGUAAUUACCUGGAAACACUUCCUCCUGAGCUGGAAGGAUGUCAGUCCUUAAAACGGAGCUGUCUCAUUGUUGAGGAAAAUUUGCUCAGUACUCUCCCUGUGCCUGUUACAGAACGUUUGCAGACGUGCUUAGAUAAGUGUUGACCUGAAGAGAAAAUAAUUUUAAAAGUAUGCCCCAGGGCUUUAAAUAAGAACUAAAAUUUCCUAAGUUAUAAAGAUGAAGAAUGGGUAAUAAUUUUGACUAACUAUAACCAAAUGUCUUAUUAAAUAAAGCAACUCAGUGUUUAGCCCUGAGUUAAACAGGUAAAAAAGUGUUGACACUGAACUAAAGUUUUGUGAAUAAUUGGUCUUUAACUUAUUGAGUUGUAAGAAGUACACUUUGAGGGUGGAAUGGGGGACAUGAAAUUAUUGAUUCUCUACCUUGUAGUUUUUCCCUUGGAGAUUAGAUGUCCUUUCUUCUCUCUCCCCCAGUCCCCGUUACUUAUUUGCACACUUGUUUUAACUAACUUCCUGUUUUGAUAUUUAGCGCCCAGACCAUCAACUCAUCCAUGUAAAUUUCCUUGAUGUAUAUUCAGCACUGUCUUUCAUUUUAUGUUCUUAAAUAUUUUUAGGCAGGGUGCAUUGUGCUUGGCAGAAUUCCUUCUUGGCUUAAUUUUUACUUCCUGUCCCAGCUUGCUUGAGUCUUCCUUCAUCUGGUUUUCUCUUAACAACAGUGAUGAACCCUGAGAAAGUGCCUGCCUUUGGCCUUUGCGUAGAACAGGAGCAGGGUACUUAGGACAUGUCACCCUCAGGGCAUCCUGAAAAUUAAUGUAUUCUCUACAAUUUCUUCUUCCGUGUCUUUUUUAUUUGCUAAUAAUUUUUAUAUUAAAUGUAAAACAUUUAAAUAUUUUCUAUUGUAUAAUCUUGGAUUCAAAAUCUGUGAGAAUAAUUUUAUAAAGUACAGAGAACACAUGCAUUUCUUUAAGAAAUUACUUAAUAUACUCGGUUUGGGCUGCUUAUGAUUUUCACGUUUGUGUGCAUUCUGCUCCAAAAUGUUUUUGUACUCUGCAACUAAUUACUUUUGGAUAACAAAAGGAUUGUGUUUCAUGCCCUAAAAUAUUUGGGGGGUUUCCUUAUAAGAGGAUGGCUGCAUUGUCUACCUCUCUCUUCCCUGAUUGCUGUGCUAUUGUACGGGUACAAUUCUUAAUUACUACAAAAACUGAUGGAAGAGAGAGGGAUAGAUUUGGAUCUUUAAAAUUGAUUGUAAAACACUUCGUAGAAAUUAAGAGUUAAAGCAAAAUACUUUUCUUCUCCAUCUGCAUGAUCUCUAGAUAUGAUUAUAAUGUAAAACAGCCUCUUUUCAUUGUUUAGGACAAGUUCUCAAAGCUCACAAAGAAAUAGAUCCAUUUAACUGAAAUUCAUCUCAUGCCUUUGUCUAACUUUUCUGGAAUAUGUUUUGCUCUUUUUUAUAAAGAGCUUUGUGUUUGGCCUUUUAUUAUCAUGCAUAUUGUGAAAUGAAUAAAAUCAACUGACUCAU